AUGAGCAGGAAUCGGUUUUUAUUGUUACUGAGGGCAUUGCACUUCGCAAAAAUCCCAGAUCAGAAUACAGAGCUUCCAAAGGAUCGACUGCAUAAAGUAAGAGAUAUGGUGAAUUUGUUCAACGCCCGAGUAUCGGAAAUAUAUUACCCAGGGUGUGAGAUUAGUUUAGAUGAAUUGAUGGUAUUGUGGCGUGGACGGCUUAUAUUCAGACAGUAUAUACCAAAUAAACGUCACAAAUAUGGUAUCAAGUUGCACAUGAUCACAACCCCUGGUGGUAUGGUUUUGAAAUUUAUGAUAUAUACAGGCAUGUUGGAUGAUUCUGAUGGAAAAGAACAUGCAAAAAAUGUUGUUAUGAAUUUACUCGUGAGAAUGCUGGAUGUAGGACAUAGCAUAUUUAUGGACAAUUAUUGUAAUAGCUAUGAACUGUCAAAAUGUCUUACUGAUAAGAAAACGCAUUGCACUGGGACAAUCAGAAAGAACAGAAAGACAUUUCCGAAAGAG
Molecule: messenger RNA, 501 nt
Organism: Stegodyphus dumicola
Lineage: Eukaryota; Metazoa; Arthropoda; Arachnida; Araneae; Eresidae
Product: piggyBac transposable element-derived protein 4-like
Source: RefSeq, a predicted model, not a curated record